UCUAAUAUUCAACAAGUUGGUGUUACAAGACUUGUUAAUAUUAGCGGUACUCCACCACGUGCAAGUACUGUGGGAGUUGCAGGUGCAAGUAGUUCACCUCUUCCCUCACCAUCUCGACAGAACUCACCCAAAGUUGUUCUAGCAACAUCUCCAAAACUUGUUAGAACUUCUAUUGGCAACAUGUUUGUUGCUCCAACAUCUCAAGCUUCAAUGCAAUCACCACCAGCAAGAAAAAAGUUGAAGUUAGCAGAUUCUACAGAAAAACCUACUAUGUGUACCGACGAUGCAGUGGGUUAUAAAAGGAGAAUUAUGGAACACAAAAUGAAGAGGAUGCGUGCAAUAAGGGAGAAAUAUGCUGAAAAUGCAUCAGAAUUAUUCUUCCUACAUGCUGGAGGCAAUAUGAUGGAUUUUCAAACCUGGAGGAAGAGACCACCGACACCUCAAUACCUGCAUUUUUUACGGCAACAUAGAUUAGAUCCAGACGAUGACGACGAAGAUUUAACAGUGCCACUGCCAGCAAUAUCAGAAAUUCCAUUAAUACCAACUGUCACACCGUCUGUUUCUUCAGUAGUUCCUGUAAAUCAGUGUGCGGAAGUAAAAAUUUCUGGCAUAAAUGUUACACCAGUCGCAGUGUCUACAACUUUGCCUGCUGCAGUAGCUCAACUUAAUCAACAAGGACAUGUACCAGGUAGGCCUCAAGGGGGCCGCCAUGGCAUGGUGUUUGCCUUCAGAGCUGCAAUUCAGUCUUCACCAGUCACCGUUCACUCUCCACCUACUUCUACUCUAGCACCCACGCUCAUUAUAGGCAAUGCACCAGUAGUUCCGAAUUCACCAAAACCAAUACCAACUACAACAGCAGCAACGGGUCCAGUUGCAGACAAAAUAUCUACAACAACUACAUCAGUUACGACAACUACUACCACUACUACUUCAACUAUAACUGUUACUUCUACUCCUAUUCCUACCGCUACUCCCACUGCGACUAUUAGUACUACAGCAGCGAAAACGUCUACUGCGCCUACUGCUACUACUACAACUACUACUCCUUCUCAACCAGUUAUAAAAAUUGUUAAAUUACCUGCCUCUAAUUCAACAACAUGUGAUAUCACAAAUAAUCAAGAACAAAUUGUAGAAAAGGCUAAACAGGAAGCAUAUGUUAUGCAAAGGAUUGCCGAGUUGCAACGCGAAGGAUUAUGGUCGGAGAGAAGAUUGCCUAAAGUACAAGAACCACCUCGCACAAAGGCUCAUUGGGAUUACUUGUUAGAAGAAAUGGUUUGGUUGGCUGCUGAUUUUGCUCAAGAACGGAAGUGGAAGAAAGCUGCGGCAAAGAAAUGCGCGCGCAUGGUUCAGAAAUACUUCCAAGAAAAAGCAAUCCAAGCACAGAAAGCCGAAAAAUCGCAAGAACUUAGGCUAAAGAAGAUUGCUAGUUUUAUAGCUAAGGAAAUCAAAACCUUCUGGACAAAUGUGGAAAAGUUGGUGGAGUAUAAACAACAAACAAGGCUCGAAGAAAAAAGAAAACAGGCACUAGAUCAACAUUUAAAUUUUAUUGUUGGGCAAACAGAAAAAUAUUCAACAUGGUUAACAGAAGGACUUAAUAAAACCGAUGGUUCUCAAAGUAUACCGGCCUCCAUAAAUAGUUCUCGAAUAUCUUCUCCAGUUCCGCCUGGGAAAUCUCAUUCUGACGAGGAUUUUCAACCAAAUCAAAGUUCAGAUGAUGAUGAAGAAACCAUAGCCAAGGCAGAAGAGGAAUUAAAGUCUGUAACAAACCACAAAGAAGAGGUUGAAUUAUUAAAAAGAGAAUCCGAAAUCCCACUGGAAGAUCUUUUGAAAGAUUUGCCACCUGAUUAUUUAGAAGAUAGAAAUAAAAAUGUAUCGCCUUCAAAAGAAAUUGCGGAGGAAGCCAAUGAUGAAAAGGUCGCGGACGGUGAUACCGACUUUGUUGCGGCAUCGGAUGAAUCUUCGGAUGAAGAAGAAACUAUAAUGGAACAGGAAAAAUUGGAAGAAAAUACGGAUUACAAACAAGAAUUGGACGAUCUCAAAGCUGAAAAUGAAAUGUCUAUCGAUGAACUUAUGGCUAAAUAUGGUAACGUGUCAGAUGCUCCGAUGGAUGUUGACCAAGAACCUGGUCAAGAUUCGGAUAAAGAAAGCACAAAGGAAGAGGAAGGUCAAGAGAACGACGAGGAGUCGAUUAGUAGUGAAAAUGAAAGUGAAGAAAGCGAUAACGAAGUCGGCGAACAAGAGUCUCAAGCACAAAGUGAUAACGAAGCUGAUGUUGGAUUGAAAUCUCUCUUGGAAGAUAUAUCUAUGGAAAAAUCUACAGAUGAGAAGACGGCAGAAAUGGAUCACUCAGAUGCUCACGAUGAAAUGGAUAAUGUAGCUGCGUUAGCAGAAAGUAUUCAACCAAAAGGAAAUACUUUACUCACCACUAGUGUUGUAACUAAAAUUCCGUUCCUUUUGAAACAUCUUCUUCGGGAAUAUCAACAUAUAGGAUUGGAUUGGCUUGUUACGAUGUAUGAUCGAAAACUGAAUGGAAUUUUGGCAGACGAAAUGGGUUUGGGUAAAACGAUUCAAACGAUCGCCUUGCUUGCACAUUUAGCGUGCGAGAAAGGUAACUGGGGUCCGCAUCUUAUAAUAGUACCAACUUCUGUAAUGCUUAAUUGGGAAAUGGAGUGCAAAAAAUGGUGUCCGGGGUUUAAGAUUUUAACGUACUAUGGAACGCAGAAAGAAAGAAAACAAAAAAGGACAGGAUGGACAAAACCCAAUGCUUUUCACAUCUGUAUAACAUCAUACAAAUUAGUUAUUCAAGAUCAUCAAAGCUUCAGAAGGAAAAAGUGGAAAUAUCUUAUAUUGGACGAAGCUCAAAAUAUUAAAAACUUCAAGUCGCAAAGAUGGCAACUGUUAUUAAAUUUUCAGACGCAACGACGACUACUGCUUACCGGCACGCCUCUUCAAAAUAAUCUUAUGGAACUAUGGUCUCUCAUGCAUUUUUUAAUGCCUAAUGUAUUUCAAUCGCAUAGAGAAUUCAAAGAAUGGUUCAGUAAUCCUGUUACAGGAAUGAUAGAAGGGAACAGCGAAUACAAUGAAAACAUUAUUCGUCGUCUGCACAAGGUAUUACGACCGUUUUUACUGCGAAGAUUAAAAACAGAAGUAGAAAAACAAUUGCCUAAAAAAUAUGAACACGUUGUUAUGUGCCGAUUGUCGAAACGACAGCGAUAUCUAUAUGAUGAUUUCAUGUCGAGAGCAAAGACAAAAGAGACUUUGGCUAGCGGUAAUCUACUGAGCGUCAUCAAUGUAUUAAUGCAGUUACGUAAAGUGUGUAACCAUCCAAAUUUGUUUGAAGUGAGACCAACAGUGUCGCCGUUUCAAAUGGAAGCUAUAGAAUUUAUUACAGCUUCUUUGGUAUGGAGUGUUCUUGAUUACGAUCCAUUUAAGCAUAUCGACUUAUCUAGUAUGAAUCUUCUUUUGUGCGAUUUGGAGUUAACCCAUACUGCGUUUGUGGCACAUAGAGUAAGGCGGUUACAAACUCCGCGGAAGCUUAUAGAAGAAAUAGACAGUCAACCAGAUCCACCUCCAAGAUGUCUACCUGGAAAAAUAAAAAUUAACGUUAGACUCUCUAAUCAAGCGAAACCGCCAUCCACACCACAACAACAGACUCAAACGAAGUUGAAAAAUUUAGCUGGAAUCUUACCUACUACACGCGUCGGAACAUCCCCCUUAAUAAAAACAUUAAAUAAUCAAAGCACUGCAGGACAAGGUGUUACUUUAAGGGUAUCGGGUGGUCAACAAUUACAGGGGUACUCGGUGCAGUUGGUACAGCAUCAGGGUAGCGUGAAAGCCAUCCCUGUUGGAACACUAGCACAUAACCCACAAAGUACAACAGUGACACCAAGUACAGCAGCAACGAAUGCACAGAGGAUCACAGUAGGGAAUGCGAAUAUCAAAGAUGGAUUGCAACGACUAACAACGCAGACAGUCACAGUUAAACAAGGUGAUUCCGUCCAAAGAAUAGCAGUGCCUAGUUUUGCACAGCUGGUUCAAACAUCUACUGGUAGACAUAUCAUUCUGACUUCGAAUCAGCAAAACACUAACACAGUUUCGUUUCCAGUAGUGACACCGAGUGGACAACGCUUAACGGUUUUAUCGAAAUCUUUGAUGGGCAUAUCUACUUCGGCAGCUACAGUGAACAAAGUUGUAGGAAGUGUAGUAACAACAUCGAGUGGAACUGCUGGAAGACCCGUGAUGAGAGUACCACCAUUAAAUGUGACUGGUUCUCAGGGACAGACACCAGCUGGCAAUGGGCAAUCUCCACAGCAAUCAAUUCGCUGUGGUAUUGUCACCAGACACGCACAAAAGGAAUCUGAAAAGGCACAAACGAAGGAACGUCCAAAAUCCGAAUUUUAUUUGCCGCAGUUAGAAGAAGAGCGAAAGCAACGGAGACAAGCGAAACUCCGUCUUCUCUCGAAUAUAAAUGAAAGAAGAUGCGCAGCAUGUCCUUUGUAUGGCGAAGAUUUGUUCAUGGCGUUAAGAAUCGGUAAACCGUCUACAGCGUGUCGAUGGCAUAACGGUUGGGUUCAUUGCGCAACCGCUAAAGACAACGCUCGUACACGGAGACAAUUCUUUUCUCGCACGGAGGCACUCGCAGAAGCGAUCAAAAGUACAGAACAAAUUGUAGAAGAGCUUAAGGAAGUUUUUGAGAGGUUUGUUGUUCAUGUUCCUGCUGUGUGCGCACCCACGCCACGUUUUCACGUGUCUCAUCCACCUCCACAUAAAUUGUUUGGUCAGAGACGUAUGCAAAUGGAGUUGCAGCGUCAACUGUCACCUAAAUUCGCAUCGUUCCAUCCAGUAGCUAGUGCAAUGAUGACUCAGUUUCCGGAUCCUCGACUGAUACAGUAUGACUGUGGGAAAUUACAAUCCUUGGAUCAACUUCUCAGGAAGCUCAAGACAGGGAACCAUAGAGUUUUAAUUUUUACACAAAUGACGAGAAUGUUGGACGUGUUAGAAGCUUUCCUUAAUUUCCAUGGACAUAUAUAUUUGCGUUUAGACGGUACCACCAGGGUGGAUCAAAGACAGGUUCUGAUGGAGAGAUUCAACGGCGACAAACGAAUAUUCUGUUUCAUUUUGUCAACAAGAUCUGGAGGUGUGGGCGUGAACCUUACAGGCGCUGAUACUGUUAUAUUUUAUGACAGCGAUUGGAAUCCGACCAUGGAUGCCCAAGCACAAGAUAGGUGUCAUAGAAUAGGCCAGACACGAGAUGUACAUAUCUACAGGUUAGUAAGUGAAAAGACUGUGGAAGAAAAUAUUCUAAAGAAGGCCAAUCAGAAAAGACUGCUUGGAGACUUGGCUAUCGAGGGUGGCAAUUUCACGACUGCUUACUUUAAAAGCUCCACUAUUCAAGAUCUUUUCAAUAUCGACCAAACGGAGAAUGAUGCUUCGACUCGAAUGGCGGAAGUACUGGAACAGAACAAAGAUCGGGACAAAUUUCUACAGAAGGAUGGCCAGGGACAGAGUGUCGAUGACAAAGUGGCGAUGGGUGCAUUGGAGAGUGCUCUCGCUGCUGCUGAAGAAGAUCUCGACGUCCAAGCAGCGAAAACAGCCAAGGCGGAGGCUGUCGCUGAUUUAGCGGAGUUCGAUGAGAACAUACCUUUGGAUGACGCGGACAAGGACGAUGUGCAAGUCAGCAAAGCUGAACUCGAAGUACAGAACUUGGUGUCUCAGCUGACGCCCAUAGAACGUUACGCGAUGAAGUUCGUUGAGGAGUCAGAGGGCGCAUUCUCCGCAGCGCAACUCGCAGCGGCGGAACGUGAACUGGAAGAGCAGAAGAAGGAGUGGGAACUGGAUCGGUUGCGAGCUUUACGCGAGGAGGAAGAAAGGCGGAUGAGGUUGGCCGAUGACGACGAGAAACCCUUAACUUUCGGACGCGAGGACGCGCAGAAUCAGGUUAAUAAUGCUAGUAAUUCUAAGAAGUUAGUCAGUAAGAAACUCCCGGCGAAUAGGAGGAGGAGGAGGUCGCGUAGGAAUAACAGUAAAAGUGCUCAGGAGUCGGAAAGUGAAAGCGAGACUACCACCGAAUCGGAAUCGGAGUCUCAAGAAGACGUGGUCGAAGACAGUCUCGACGAGGAGUCGAGUCACACGGAAAGUCAGAGUCAAGGAGACGAGGACGAGGAAGAGGAUGAGACGAACGAAUCGGACAGAGGGGGGUAUCCGAAGCGUAAAAACCGUUCGAAUAAAUCAUUCAGUCAGAACCAUUUUGAUCUAAAUAGUCCACGGACGAGAUCCAGGGGGAACGUGAAGAUAAACCUGUGGACGUUGGACGUGAGUCCCAUCCUGCCGGGUAUAAAGCCGAAGUGUCGUGGCAGAGCGAGUAAUCUGCGGAAACAGAGGGAGUUGGAGAUGAGAAUGAAGGCAGAAGAAAGUUUCGCGUUACCUUUGCCACCGUCCUCUUCGAGUCCGAAAAAAUUGAACGCUACCAGUAAGUCUGACGACGAACAGAAAGCUACGAUUGUGAAAGAAGAAUCGUCGUCGGAUUUGAAGCGUAUUGAAGUGACCAGCAAACUCUCACCUAGCAAAGGUUCAACUGAGACAGUUGAAAAUUGUAAAACGGUUGCGAACCAUUGCGCUAGUGUCACGGUGACUUCGCCUAAGAGUAAAUUCAAAAAGGAGGACACAGUAGUGAAAGAGGAAUCUGAUUCUGUUUCACGUUUAGACUCCUCGGAAGAGGAAGCGUGUGUACAGUUGGAUGACUCGAUAUUCAGCUCGCAGGAAACACCUGACGUCUCGGCUUUGUCCGAUAAGAUCGACGCGAAAGUUGAGAGCGAGGAAACACGGGGUGAAUGUAACGUGUCUCCGGUAUGUACACGGUCUAUGCAUGAGAGAGCGGAGCAAAGCGACGACGUAAACGAAGCAAGCUCGAGCGGAGAAGCUGAGGAUCCCGAUGUCAAUUUUACUUCCCAAAUUGCUAGUUCUUGUUCUUCCGCGGUAGAGUCGGGUACGUUAAAAAUGAUAUCCGACUCUGACCUAACCGAAGAGAUCAGCGUGUCUGAAAGUUUAUUGAGUACGCCCGUAAAGCACAAAGUGGUACCUCAAGAGGUGAACGAAUCCACCGCGAAAUCGGCUUCAGACAAAACAACCCGUUCCCUUUUAGAAAAUGUAAUCACUGUUAGUAAACCGAGCGAAGAAUUAACGAUGAAACAAUUGAAUGUAGAAAAAAGUAGUAUCAUGGAUGAAAGUACGGAGAUGGACAGGAGGUCGCAACGUCCUGUCGAGCCAACAGAGAAGACGAACGUAGAGCAAGCGUCACCAAGGAAGGAACAGACGAACGAAAGUUCAAACUCGGACGCGAAGAACGAGUCCGUAAACGAUAACGUGUCCACAUCUGUGAUAGAAACAAGCUCUAGUCAGAAUAUCGGUAGCAAUGAAGGAGGAGAGGAAGAAAGCUGUUCUAAACCGUGUGACGAAGAAACAAGUCCCAAGCCAGCGCGAAAUGACGACAAUAAACAGGCCCAUUUUUCUACAGAUAUCUCUGAAUCGGACGACUCGGCUAGUUCGGAACCGACUCCAGAGAAUAAGCUUAAGUCUCGUAAAUCGGAAACCGUGUCCUACGGAGUAACCACGAGGAGCGCGAAAAUAAAUCUCACGACAGAAAUCCCUGAAAGCAGAGAUACGGAUGGUCAAACGAGCUCCGCCGAAUCGAAUGUACCAAAGCAGAAUCAAGAGAACGAACAUUCAAAUACCAGUAAAAGGGAGUCUAGUAGAAUAGCAUUGAUAAGGAGACCAGACACACCAAGACCUGUCAUGGAGCAGGGUAGGAUCACGAGAUCCAGUGCUGGCCGCUCCUUGACACCUCCACCCAGCAACAGUCCCUCGAAAUCGGCCCAUAGAAGACAACCAGACAUUCCACUGUCAGAAUGCUCGAAGUUAUCUCCUAGACCAGUAACCAGGUCCUCGUCUAACAUAAAUUCCCUGGUGCGUAACGAAGAGCAGAACGCAUCCUUAUACGAGAAACCGACCACGCGAAGUUCCAAGUCUUUGGACAAUGGUUUUCUAAGCCCCCCCACUCAUUUCCGAAGAAGUAGCUCGAUACCACCGAUGAAACCGUCAGAGGUGAAAGACACUUGUAGCCCUACCGCUGCCAAGCCUAAAAAGAUCAACGAGAUCUCACCUGUAAAUACGAGUACCGUAAAACGGCGACCGGACACACCGGUCCCCACGUUCGAGCAAGUGUCGAGAGUCACCCGGUCGGGCUUGAACUUCACCGUGAAUUCGGGAAAGUCCUCCAGCCCCAAUCACGUGAGUCCUCUCAGAGGAAGCAAGCACAUUCGGAAAACGGACCCAUCCGCGGACACGAAGACACAGGAAUUGCCUUCGAAAACGGACAGUCUGGGCACUGAUUCGAACGGGAACGCCGUCGCGUCGGAGGACUUGGCGAAACAAGAGGAUCCGGGCUUCACGGAGAUGAACGAGAAGCCGCAGCGGACGGCGAAGGUAGUGGCGAUCCUUACUUUGGACACCAGGAGCAAUCACAGCAACAAAGCCUCGAGUUCCGUUCACGCGAAGUCCAAUUCCAAUUCCGCCGACGCGAAGAACGCGAACAAGAAGAGCGCCGACUUGUCCGCGUCGGACUCGCCGGGGAAGAAUUGUCUUCUAAGGAUCUCGGACGCGACCGCGAAUUGUAAAUUAGACGGAUGGUGUGGCUCCGGUUUGGACAACACUUCCACGGUACUCGCGAACGUGGCUGGUACUUACACUCCGAGUAAAACGGGGAAGGCAUCGACCGUGAGCAAAGCUGGGUCGCCGUUGAGCUCGAAACUCAAGGCGGACAAGGUUCCGUUGCCCGUGCAGUCGACGGUGAUCGCGCUGGUCGAUCUGGACAACGAUCCCAAUUACGACUCGUCGGAUGGGUCGAAGAGAUUGCGCAGGAAAAUCAAGAGGACCCGUUUGACGUCGUUCACAAAGCCCCUGAUCGCCGGUAAAGUAAACGAGACGCAGCAGAUGGUCGAGGCACUGGACGAGGAAGAGGAGCAGAUCCCACCGCCGACCAAAAAAUCGAUUCGUUCUCAGCCUCCUUCUUCUCCUCCGCCGUCGCAAACCACGCAAUUGGGAAAGAUGGUAUGCCCCAAUGUAAUAUUUAAGUUGCGUGCCUGUAUUUUGUAUGAUCGAAUAUGGUUGUCGGAGGAUAAUAUGGAACAGAUGCCGAUGUGGUGUCCACCAACGCCGCCGACGACAGAUAACGAUGUUUACAUCGACUACUCCCUGGGAUUCCUUUAUGAGAACACCCCUAUGUCCGAAGCUCAGUUGCCACCUAUUUAUAUUAAAAAGGAACAAAAGAGGAGUAGAGCCGACGCUGGAAUCAACGAUCGCGAUGGGCGGAGAGCGGUUAAAAUGCGUCAUAAAGAGGAAUCUGUUUACGCGCCGAGAUCGUUGUUCGAUCGGCCGUCUCCGGCGCUCAUGAAGAUGCGUCGCGAUAUGAAAUUGCACAAGCAUCGUGCAAUGGUUCGUCCAUCAAUUCCGCUGCCAGGAAUAAAACCGUCACAUAUGUCGAAAUCAUCUACAGACCAGGAACAUGUCCUCGACUGGAUGAUACACGAAGACUGGGCUCUACUUCAAGCCAUUCAGAUCUAUCAAGGGCUGCCGUUGAAUCUAAUGAUUUUGUCGCCUGGUCACACGCCCAAUUGGGAUUUGGUUGCCGAUAUAGUUAACAACACUUCGCGAAUAUACAGAUCUCCGAAGCAAUGCAGAAGCAGGUACGAGUCGAUGAUAGUGCCGAGAGAAGAAGGGAAGUUGUUGUACGACACUACGCCGAAGAAGCAAAAGAAACAGAAAGGUGUUUACAAGGUGCCCCAAGCGGCCGAGCAACAAAGUAAAACAAACAGACCUAUGAAAACGUCUCAGUUAUAUAUACAGGAUAAAAAUCAUUCGUUCACGUUGAUGUGCUGUCAAAGGUUCGAUACCAUAAAAUCUGUAUCCAACAAGAGAACACCUACUGUCAAACCAUUAUUGGUUAAUCCGUUGAUGAAGAAUCCAACAAAUGCAGCUGUGUUAGCGGAAGGUGGUAUUGUUGUCAGCGUAGGCAAUCUUCAAGCAGCUCAAAGAAUUGCUACUGCAAGUUUAGUGUCUGCUGCUCAGAGUUCUCCUGCAACCACGCAGAAGGGUACCGUUGGUGUCACCAUAGCGACCGCCUCCGGUAGUAAAACACUAACCGCUGCACAGUUGCAGUACUACAGGCAGCAACAAGUUCUCUUGCGACAACAACAACUAAAGGUGCUACAAGCACAAGCCGCGAGUGGUCAGAAAGUGUCGGUAGCGGUUUCUGCCGCUGCCGCUGCUCAACAGAGAGCUACAUUAAUGAAGCAAGGUAUAACUGCUGGUACUGUGACCCAAGCGACUGUUGGAAAGCAAACUGUAGCGCGCACGGUAUCGGAGACCGAAAUGGCUGCUUUGAUCAAGCGACAGGCGUUACAACAGCAAGCAAAAGCAGUGGCACAGGUACAAGUACCUGCACAAACUGGUCUCACACCGGCACAAAUAUUCGCGCACGCUGGCUUACAAGUUCAACAAGCUGCAACAUCCGCCAGCGGAACACCGGUCGCUACUCUGGUGAAAACUGCGAAUGUUGGUGUACGUACAGCGACUCCUCAACAAAUCCGUCAGCUAGCCCUUCAUCCUCAAAUUAUCACUCAAAGGAAAUUGCCAGCGCAGAAAGUGGCCCAAUUGGCACAAGUUACCAGUAAAACGGGAGUUCAGACACAACUUAUUGUACAACAGAAAUCAUUACCUGCGACAAUGACCGUACAACAGAUACAAGUGAUGAAACAUGUUCAACCUUCGGCUAUGCAACAGUUCACGCAUGUUUCCACGGGACAAGCUGUUUCUCAACCAGGUCAAGUAGUAUUGGCAAAAUCUCCGUUACAAACACGAGUAAUUCCAGUCGCUUCGGCCGCUUUAAAGCAAACAAUUCAAGUUGUUACUGCGAGUAGCGCCCAAUUGCGGCAAGCUGCUCCAGCUCAAGGAAAACCUAUUGUCACAACAGCAAGAGGUAGUCCUGGUCCUAGUCAAGUCAGAUUGCAGACCAUUGCACAUUCUGUUCAUCCGCAACAAGUACAGCAGCAGCAGCAGCAACAGCAACCUCAAACACAAGAUGCUCAACCGAAGUGAACAUGCUUGAUAAUUGUCACUCGAAUUAGUCAGUGUUGUUUCUUUAAGUUCACUUCGAUUGGACAAACUAACGUCAUCAUAGAAGUUCAGUUUAACGGCACUCAAAAUAGUGAUAACAUUCCAAAAGAUAUUAAAGCAUGUUGAUUGCGGUCAUCUGGAUAUUAUUCAUUGAAUAGGUCUUUCGUUUAAAUAAUACAUUGGCUACGAUAUUCGUGCAAAGAAUAAUUCUUUUAACCCUUGUGUUAAUAGAAACACCUGUCUUAUUCUGUAAUAUUCUGUUUCUGAAAACUUGUGACUCAUUGGAUUUGCCGAGAAUAAAUUUGUAAUCUUAUCAGUAUUGAAGAAGCGAUCCGGUUUUAUUAUUUUAGUAUUUUAAAAUUUGCUGGCCGAAUUUUGUUUAAUAAUAAUGAAUUGCAACUAUACUGUUAUUGAUCUUUAUGUUUUGUGAAUCGCAAGAUAACAUUUAUGUAGUAAGGUCGUUAUAAAGUUAGCUGUUUACGUAAAGUUGAUCUGCCGAUCUCUUUUUGUACUGCAGUUUUUCGUAUAAUUAACGAAUACACAUUAAGUAGCCAUUGUUGCAAUUAAUUGGAGUGUUUUUACUGUUUGAGAUAAUUCAAUGAAUGUGUUAGAAGUUCGAUGAAUUUUUUUGCAUCGUUGCAAGCGAGUGACACGCACAUUGUGUGUCUCUUGGUACACGUUUUAUAAUAUAAGUAACACGAUGUGUAAUUCUUAAUAAUGUUAGGUAUAAUAAUGACGAGCUGUUGUAAUAUUUUUUAGAGAAGGAAGUUUACUAUCUGAAAUCCUCAAGCAGUAAGAACUGUACAAUUUUAUGAAAAUUAAAGCUUGAUUAAACACGAAUCAAUCGCAGACUAAUUUAUAAGAUUUUUACGAUGCUAGUUUUCGAAUACUAAAGGAUGGGAUUUCGUAUAAAGAAUACGUGUUUUAGUUUUGUUAUGUUAUCUUACAUGAAGCGUUUAAGUAUUUUACAGAAAAAGCGUCUCUGAAAUGACAAUUUUACUUCCCAUUCGGAUUAUAUAAAUAUUAGUAUGGAACGAUUUAGCCUCGAGAAAUACGCUUAACAUGUCAAUACACUUGGAACAGUGAAAAAACGAUGAAUAAUGCUAUGACUGUAUCUAUAGUUACCUGUAGAGAUAAAAAAAUUUCGUUCGAUAAUGCGAUGUUUAUACUAGGAUCUUUAUCGAACAGUGUAAGAUUGUACUAAUGAUAAAUAUUAAUAAUAAUAACAAUAAUAAUAAUGAUAAUAAUAAUAAUAAUAUAUAAAUAUGUAUAAUUCGUGUAACAUAGACGCUAAAAUAAAAUUUCUCGUA
Nomia melanderi (Alkali bee) is the source of this 12479-nucleotide messenger RNA. Lineage: Eukaryota; Metazoa; Arthropoda; Insecta; Hymenoptera; Halictidae. The record is from RefSeq and is a predicted model, not a curated record.